GCCUCUCCCCGGCCCGCCCCCCCUGCGGCGCCCAGUCCAGCGCCCGCCGCCCGCCACCCCGGACCCCGGUGUCUGGCUUCCCCCGAGCCGGGACCCCGCGAUGGCCAAGCGCAGCUCGCUGUACAUCCGCAUCGUGGAGGGGAAGAACCUGCCCGCCAAGGACAUCACCGGCAGCAGCGACCCCUACUGCAUCGUGAAGGUGGACAAUGAGCCCAUCAUCAGGACAGCCACAGUGUGGAAGACCCUGUGCCCCUUCUGGGGUGAGGAGUACCAAGUGCACCUGCCGCCCACCUUCCACACUGUGGCUUUCUACGUCAUGGAUGAGGAUGCCCUCAGCCGGGACGACGUUAUCGGAAAGGUCUGCCUUACAAGGGACACCAUAGCCUCUCACCCUAAGGGUUUCAGCGGGUGGGCCCACCUGACGGAGGUCGACCCCGAUGAGGAGGUGCAGGGCGAGAUCCACCUGCGGCUGGAAGUGCGGCCAGGGGCCCGGGCCUGCCGGCUACGCUGCUCUGUGCUGGAGGCCAGGGAUCUGGCCCCAAAGGACCGCAAUGGCGCAUCUGACCCCUUCGUCCGAGUGCGCUACAAGGGCCGGACACAGGAGACCUCGAUCGUGAAGAAGUCAUGCUACCCACGCUGGAAUGAGACGUUUGAAUUUGAGCUGCAGGAGGGGGCCAUGGAGGCGCUGUGCGUGGAGGCCUGGGACUGGGACCUUGUCAGCCGAAACGACUUCCUGGGCAAAGUGGUGAUCGAUGUCCAGAGACUGCGGGUGGCGCAGCAGGAGGAGGGCUGGUUCCGGCUGCAGCCCGACCAGUCCAAGAGCCGGCGGCAUGACGAGGGCAACCUGGGCUCCUUGCAGCUGGAGGUGCGGCUGCGGGAUGAGACGGUGCUGCCCUCCAGCUACUACCAGCCACUGGUGCACCUGCUGUGCCACGAGGUCAAGCUGGGCAUGCAGGGCCCAGGGCAGCUGAUCCCACUCAUCGAGGAGACAACCAGCACCGAGUGUCGCCAGGACGUGGCCACGAACCUGCUCAAGCUCUUCCUGGGGCAGGGGCUGGCCAAGGACUUCCUGGACCUGCUCUUCCAGCUGGAGCUGAGUCGCACCAGUGAGACCAACACCCUGUUCCGGAGCAACUCUCUGGCCUCAAAGUCCAUGGAGUCUUUUCUGAAGGUGGCCGGGAUGCAGUACCUGCACGGCGUCCUGGGCCCCAUCAUCAACAAGGUGUUUGAGGAGAAGAAGUACGUGGAGCUGGACCCCAGCAAAGUGGAAGUUAAGGAUGUAGGGUGCUCCGGGCUGCACCGCCCGCAGACCGAGGCCGAGGUGCUGGAGCAGAGCGCGCAGACGCUGCGCGCCCACCUGGGGGCCCUGCUGAGCGCGCUCAGCCGCUCGGUUCGCGCGUGCCCCGCCGUGGUGCGCGCCACCUUCCGCCAGCUCUUCCGGCGCGUGCGCGAGCGCUUCCCCGGCGCCCAGCACGAGAAUGUACCGUUCAUCGCCGUCACCAGCUUCCUGUGCCUGCGCUUCUUCUCUCCCGCCAUCAUGUCGCCCAAGCUCUUCCACCUGCGAGAGCGCCACGCGGACGCCCGCACCAGCCGCACCCUGCUCCUGUUGGCCAAGGCAGUCCAGAACGUGGGCAACAUGGACACGCCGGCUUCCAGGGCCAAGGAGGCUUGGAUGGAGCCGCUGCAGCCCACCGUGCGCCAGGGCGUGGCGCAGCUAAAGGACUUCAUCACCAAGCUCGUGGACAUCGAGGAGAAGGACGAGCUGGACCUGCAGCGGACGCUGAGUUUGCAGGCGCCACCUGUGAAGGAGGGGCCACUCUUCAUCCACAGGACCAAGGGCAAGGGCCCCCUCAUGUCCUCCUCCUUCAAGAAGCUCUACUUCUCCCUCACUACCGAGGCCCUCAGCUUCGCGAAGACGCCCAGCUCCAAGAAAAGCGCCCUCAUCAAGUUAGCCAACAUCCGGGCAGCGGAAAAGGUUGAGGAAAAGAGCUUUGGCAGCUCGCACGUCAUGCAGGUCAUCUACACGGACGACGCCGGCAGGCCCCAGACUGCCUACCUGCAGUGCAAGUGUGUGAAUGAGCUUAACCAGUGGCUGUCUGCGCUGCGGAAGGUGAGCAUCAACAACACCGGACUGCUGGGCUCCUACCACCCUGGCGUCUUCCGUGGGGACAAGUGGAGCUGCUGCCACCAAAAAGAGAAGACAAGUCAGGGCUGCGAUAAGACCCGGUCACGGGUGACCCUGCAGGAGUGGAAUGAUCCUCUUGACCAUGACCUUGAGGCCCAGCUCAUCUACCGGCACCUGCUGGGUGUGGAGGCCAUGCUGUGGGAGAGGCACCGGGAGCUGAGCGGGGGCGCAGAGGCAGGCACGGUGCCCACGAGCCCUGGCAAAGUCCCCGAGGACUCAUUGGCCCGGCUGCUCCGGGUGCUGCAGGACCUCUGCGAGGCCCAUAGCUCCAGCCCGGCUGGCUCCCCACCCUCAGAGCCCAACUGCCUCCUGGAGCUGCAGACGUGAGGCCCGCCCUACGCUCCCCCCUUGCUGAGUCCCCUGCCAAGUGCUCGGAGCCCCCCCAGGACACUCUGCACCCCCUCACCCUGGUCCUCCUCAUUAGGGUGCAGGGCCUAGGUCUCUUCCAGGUGGGGGAGGGGGGAGAGUCAGGAAUAAGGGGAUCCCCAGAAGUGCAGAGCUGAGCAGGCUUGGGCCUGUCAUGGCUGGCCUGAAGUGUCCCCAGCUCCCUACAGCCGCUGUAGCCAUCACUGCCUCUCCAGGGACCCUCCUCUCCUGCCUAGGACAGACCCAGCCAGAACCACUGCUAGGAUGGGCCACACCCAGGGGUCUGGCCUCCAGGGACCUAGAGAAUAGGAGGGAGAACGGGGCCCCAGGAGACCCGGCUGCCACCCCACCCGCUACCCUUGGGUGCCACAGGGCUGUGCUGUUGCCAACAGUAAACCUGCUGUUACUGUCCAGGCUCUGGGGUCUUGUGAUGAGGGUCUGGGGAGAAAGUGGGCCCGGGGGGACCCCGGAGGCUGUCGGUGGAUGUGCCGAUGAUGGGGCUGACAAUAUGGGCUCUGGGCAUCCCUGUUCCCCCCUCUUUCUUCCCCCCACUCUUCUGGGGUCGGGGGUUCCUUUCCCUUCCCAGUUGCUGUCCCUGGGUCCCCUCUUUCAUGUCCCACAGGCCACAGAGCCCAGUGUGUCCAACCAGCUGUUCUCUCCUCAAAGCAGCCCCCAAGCAAGUCCCUUCUCUAGGGUGUCCCUGAGGACAGCACAGAGGCGGGACUCAGAGACCCCAUUCCUCUUCACGCAGCCCUUACCCCAAGACCUCUAGCUGUGUGGCUGGCAGUGUUGGCCACGUAGGGGCUCCCAUCCCCCCACCAUUGUGUCACAUGGGCUGCCAGGCUCAGCUCCCAGCUGCGUCCACAGUGACCUGGAUCAGGGUGGGGACAAGGACUGGACCCUCCUUCUCCAGAAGGCCUUCAGCUCUUGCCUUGCCAUGCAGUCACCUCCUUCCCCCUCUGACCCCAGAUCCCAAAGGUGCACCGUUGCCCCAGCCCCUUUCUGGCCCCAUGGGGUUUCUCUGAUGCCUUCAUCAUAGAGGCCCAGGGCUGGUCCGAUGGUUGGCAAAACUUGACUCCGGCCCAGUCCCCACUCUUGGGGACUUAGAACCCCUGGUGUCCUGGGAUCUGGCCUGCCUUUCUUUGGUCAGUCCCUGUGGUCCCCCACCAGCUCCCCCUCCCAUAGGGCUGCCCACCAAGCCCUGCCCCCAGCCCAAGAGGAGCCCCCACUGCCUGCGGGGCAGUGAUGUCUGGCCACCGGCUCACACCAAUGACUUGGUCCUGGGGUAGCAGAAGUAGCAGGUGACAGGAGCAGGGCCCCUGUCCCUCUCUUCUGGCCCUGUGGUACCCAGGCCACACGUUGUGCCCACUCUUGGGGCUGACCAGCUGCAGGGACCACCAGCCGCUGCUACUGUGGGCCGCCCCGGGGCAGGGUGGGCAGGGCUUUUGUGGGUUAUGAGGACACAGAAGUCCCUGAGGCCCCCAGACCUGGCUCAGCCAACCUCCUUCCUCCCCCGGUUGCCCCCCACUCUAAAGCCUCCUCCCUCCCAGCGUCCACUGGCUCCAGGCUCCUCACAACAGCAGCUCAUAGACACAGGGCGUCUCCAGGUGGUCCCAGCCCUCCAGAUGUUUCUAGCUCUCCAGGUGGGCGCUGUUUUCACGUCUGCCUGCAUCCAUUCAUUCCUUCAUUCCUCACCUUUAUCCUGUUAUCUCUAUUUUUUUAAGCUACCAGGAAGGAAAGGGAAGAAGAGAUCAUGAAACUGGGACCCCCAGAAGGGAGGAGUGGGCUUUGAACUUAGACAUCUACCUCAGAGCUCAAAUAGGUUGUUUAAAAUCACAUUCAAUUUUCAGAUGAAGGGGAACUUUAUAGUUUUUUUUUUUUUUUUUUUUUUUUGAGACAGAGUCUCACUCUGUUGCCCAGGCUGGAGUGCAAAUGGCUUGAUCUUGGUUCACUGCAACCUCUGCCUCCCAGGUUCAAGCAAUUCUCUUGCCUCAGCCUCCCGAGUAGCUGGGACUACAGGCGUGUGCCACCACGCCCAGCUAAUUCUUGUAUUUUUAGUAGAGACGGAGUUUCUCCAUGUUGGCCAGACUGGUCUCGAACUCCUGACCUCAGGUGAUCUGACCACCUUGGCCUCCGAAAGUGCUGAGAUUACAGUUGCGAGCCACUGUGCAUGGCCAGAACUUUAUAAUAAUUAAAAGAGACUUGAAGCUGGGUGUGACAGUGCACACCUCUAGUCCCAGCUACUCGGGAGGCCAAGGCAGAAGGAUCACCUUGAGACCAGGAGUUUAAGGCCAGCCUGGGCAACAUAGCAAAACCUAGUCCCUAAAAUUAAAAAAAAAAAAAAAAAAAAGGAAAAUAAAGGAGACUUGAAAUUUUUGAACUAAAUAGUGGUGAUGGCUACACAUUGUGAAUGUAAUUAACACCACUGAGUUAAACACUUACAAUGGUUAAAAUGGCAAAUUGUAUGUUAUACCUAUUUUACUACAAUAAAAAGUAUAAAAAAGAGACAAGAUAUUUAGGUGACUUACGGCAACCAAUUGCAACAAAACAAAAUGUUAAGAAAUGAUCUUUUUAUGAGGCAAUUGGAAAUUUGAACACUGAUCAACUAUAGGAUGAUUGGAAUUAUUAAUUUUGUAAAGGUGUGAUAAGAUACUGCACUUGGCUGGGCACAGUGGCACACGCCUGUAAUCCCAGCUACUUGGCAGGCUGAGGUGGGAGAAUCGCUUGAGCUCAGGAGUUCGAGACCAGCCUGGGCAACAUGGCGAAAUCCCCGUCUUUACAAAAACAAACAAACAAACAAAAAAGAUAUUGCAGUUGUGUUGUAAGCAUCCUUAUCUUUCAGAGCUACAUAGUGGAAUGCUUAUGGAAUAUUUAGGAUAAAUGAUAUAGGCAUUUGGGAUUUGCUGCAAAAUGACCCAGAGGCAGGGGUCAGGGGGAGAGGUAGAGAUGAGACAAGAGGUAGAGGGGAGAGGUAGAGGUAGCCACGACCUGAUAAUUACAGACAAAAGAUGUGGAGUAUGUGGGGGCUCAUUAUCCUGCAUAGUCUAUCUUUGUAUAUCUUUGAACUUUUCAAGAAUAAAAAAGCUUUAAAAGUA
This is a messenger RNA of Gorilla gorilla gorilla (western lowland gorilla), 5646 nucleotides long. Its product is annotated as ras GTPase-activating protein 4. Gene Ontology annotation, biological process: cellular response to calcium ion; negative regulation of Ras protein signal transduction; intracellular signal transduction. Lineage: Eukaryota; Metazoa; Chordata; Mammalia; Primates; Hominidae. Bases 101 to 2512 code for a protein of 803 amino acids. The record is from RefSeq and is a predicted model, not a curated record. The transcript is spliced from 21 exons. Gene Ontology annotation, molecular function: GTPase activator activity; phospholipid binding.